Messenger RNA from Gigantopelta aegis, 1965 nucleotides. RefSeq names its product CARD- and ANK-domain containing inflammasome adapter protein-like. Gene Ontology annotation, cellular component: cytoplasm. The transcript has a single exon. Gene Ontology annotation, biological process: protein ubiquitination. Gene Ontology annotation, molecular function: protein binding; ubiquitin-protein transferase activity. The record is from RefSeq and is a predicted model, not a curated record. The coding region runs from base 127 to 780 and encodes 217 amino acids. Lineage: Eukaryota; Metazoa; Mollusca; Gastropoda; Neomphalida; Peltospiridae.
UCAGAUAAUGUUUCUGUGUUACGUGCCCUAGUGGAAAGGGUGAAAAGGAAGGACGUUGAUCAGAUUCUAAAAACACUGUUGAUAUUGGCAAUCGACUGUGGAAAUGAGAAAAUAUCCAGCUUUUUGAUGGAUGAAAUGCACGGAAUGGGGGACAUGCAGCCAAUCUUUAAGAGUUUUCGCAGAAUCCUGUUAAUUCGGUGUCAUACCUGCGUUAAGACAACUGACAACAAAUCACAAUUUUUCGAGCGUGGUGCCGUGAAUCUGUUUACACAAUUGUGUAGCUAUGAAACAGAGUACUGUUCAGAGACUGAGGUGUACCUGGCAGCGGGCCAUCGCUCAGCAGGCAUCUUGAAAGAAAUUGUACACAGGGAUCCAUCUUGUUUGAAUGUCGACGAUGGAUGUGAAACCGUGCUACAUUCAGCUGCACGAUAUGGUUGUGUGGAGUCUGUUAAGUUUCUGAAAGAGAAUGGAUGUGACGUCAAUGCCAGCAACAAGCAGAAGCAAACACCACUACAUGUAGCUGCAGAAAAUAACCAGUCUCAGAUCAUCUCUUACCUGCUGUCUGUUGGUGCUGAUCUUGAUGUUGAAGAUACUGACGGCAAAACACCUUUGCACUUGGCAUCCAUAGCACAUUCCUCUGCUUCAGUGAAAGCAAUAAAAGAACAUAUAGAUCAAAUAAAAUCAUUAAAACAAUCGCCAAAAGCAAAGAAGCAAAAAAGAAAAGGAAAACAAGAAUCAAAAUACAAACGAUAUAAAAAAAACCAACCCAAAAACCCAUAAAGAGUCUGGAUUUAAGAUCGAUACUUAAAAAGAGACCAUGCAAAACAUCAGGUUUUGAUGGAAUUCUUAUUUACCGAGGGCCCAGGUUUAGAGUCCCAGAGUAAAUAAAUUGUCAAGACUGAACCAAAGUAAAACAAAGCGACAUGUGACUGGUGUCAGUAAGAGCAUAAACAGUAAAUAGGACAACUUGGGUUGCCCGUCCAUUAAACUGAUGACCUUAAAUGUGGAAGGUCUUGCAUCUAAAAUAGGUGACUCAGACUUUAUAAACUAUGCUUAUAAUUUCCAUAUUGUUAUUUUAACCGAAACAUUUAUUGACAGCAUUUAUGACCUAUCAGAUAUUUUCACAUCAUUUAUGAAAAUUAAUGCACCUGCAAAACAAUUAACUGGUACUACGAAAGGCAGAAGGUCAGCCACAGGUGGUGUGUUGAUAUUAGUUCAUGAAUCAAUUUUAGAAUAUGUUAUCAAAUUUGACAUCACAGGUUUUUGUUUCAAUAGUAAUACCAUUGUUCUUAAAAUAGAUAAAACUAUCUUACACAGUGUUAAUAAUAUGAUAUUAAUAGGUACUUAUAUUCCACCUAAAUAUUCCCUUGCAUAUAAUAAUGGAAAUAGUGGGGUUGAGGAAUUUGAAAAUAUAUUAUUGUCUCUACAUGAACAAUAUUUUGAUAAUAUAUUUGUAAUAUGUGGAUAUAUAAAUUGCAGAACAGCAGAUCUGCAAUCUAAAUGUGCAGAAGUAUCUGAUUAUGCUGAGGUAUAGAUGAUGAUGGGAGUGAAUCACACAAUGGCUGUCAUGACAGAAAGUCAGAUGAUAAGAUAUGUAAUGAUUUACAAACUACUUGAUAUGUGUAGCAACUGUUUGAUGGCUCAUACACAUAUAUUUCCCAACAGGAUUGUAGUAUGAUUGACUAUUUUCUGAUAUCAUUUAUGCAUAUUUCUAUUUGCUCUUCACUACAUGUAUCAUGUCCAAUAUGGUCUAAACAUUUACUAGUUGAAAUGACGUUGUAUGGUACUCCUAAAUACCCGGAUUAUUCUGAUAAUGAACAGAAAAAGUGUUAUGAAAAAAUUGUAUGGGAUGAUUCUAAGCUAAGGGAUUUUCAAAAGAAUCUGGAAAAUCAUGAUACACACGAUGAUUUUGUUAAGGCCUUAAGAUAUAUAGAAUGUGCUAAGUUUGAUGAUGCAUUGGAAAGU